CGCCUUCCUCGGACCCGGGUCGGCCUCGCCGACGCCAGCGCCGACCACCCCUGCGACGGUGCCAUCGCCAUCAGCUGCUCCGACGCCAGCGCCGACGCCUCCGCCAGUGACUCCGGCGCCAUCAGCUGCUCCGACGCCAGCGCCGACGUCUGCGCCCACCACUAGGCAGACUGAGAUAUCGACAGAGGCGUGGGAUCAACUCUUGCUGCUCAACCAGCUGCGGAAGGACGGCUUCACCUGCACGGACGGGACCUACUUUGAGCCCGGGGAGGAGCUGCAGUUGGACUGCCGCUUGUGGAAGGCAUCGUACCUGCACUCCAGGGACAUGGCCGACCGGGGCUACUUUAGCCACACCACGCUUGGCACUGGCGAGAGUCCGUGGGAUCGAGCAAGUGAGCAGGGGAUCUUUGCCAACGGCGAGAACAUCGCGGCGGGGAGCUCCUCCGCAGAAGGCGCACUGAACCAGUGGAAGAACUCGGACGGCCAUUGCAGAAACAUGAUGAAUCCAAACAUGAAGCUGGUGGGCGUGGGCUACGCCUUGGGUGACAUCAGCUACCGCCAUUAUUGGACCCAGAUGUUCUCGUCCCUCUCGCUCGACCCCAGCGAGGUCGACGUGUCUUGCUACCCUGCCGCCUGA
Molecule: messenger RNA, 637 nt
Organism: Prorocentrum cordatum
Lineage: Eukaryota; Dinophyceae; Prorocentrales; Prorocentraceae
Source: the annotation of a GenBank genome assembly